This is a messenger RNA of Mizuhopecten yessoensis (Yesso scallop), 4629 nucleotides long. Its product is annotated as nephrin-like. The coding region runs from base 25 to 3066 and encodes 1013 amino acids. Gene Ontology annotation, biological process: cell-cell adhesion. Gene Ontology annotation, molecular function: cell adhesion molecule binding. Gene Ontology annotation, cellular component: cell-cell junction. The transcript has 18 exons. Lineage: Eukaryota; Metazoa; Mollusca; Bivalvia; Pectinida; Pectinidae. The record is from RefSeq and is a predicted model, not a curated record.
UAUUUAGUUAAACAUCCUAUAAACAUGGCGAUUGUUUGGUGUGUCUUAUUUGUGUCCUUCGUUUUAUUGAAAUCAUCAGAAGCCCAGACUUUGUCGUUGUCAGUGACGCCGCUGUCUCCCGUGGUUGGACAGGAAGUGACGUUUACGUGUACAGCCAGUCAGGACAUCACUCCCGGCACAACAGUGUUUUACAGGAGGAACAGAUUACUAGUAGUAGAUUUUACUGUUACCAGUACUUCAUGUACCUCAGUAAAAGGAGGAGGAGGACAGAACUACACCACCACCUGUGGUUCCUUACCUGUACGACAGACGUCACUCACCAUUCCAGCAGACUACGUCACAGAGGACGAGCACGGGACAGACUGGAGAUGUGAAAUAUUCCUCGGUGCAGUUAGUUAUACUGUACAACUUACUCUCAGUGUGCCAGUAUCUAUGGUAACUAUAACAACAGACGGAGUGUACCGACCAAGUGUGACGAUAUCAGCCGGAAAUACCCGAACUUUUACAUGUACCACAACCGCUAGUCGGCCUGUAGCCAGGUUAUCAUGGUUCAGGGGAGAUAACAACAUCACAGAUCAGGCCGCUACGGCCACUGACCAGGACAUGGGCGACGAUAAGUACACGAGACAACAGAGUCUGACCAUCACAGGGAGGGUCAAUGAUGUGGACAGUGGACUGAAGUGUGAGGCCGUGAACAUCGAGGGAAGAACGUCUGUCAGUUCUCAAACCGCUAACGUUAUUGUACAGUGGGAACCACAGACUGACCCAAUCCUGACCAGAGACCCGCCCACUACGACUCUGACAGAGGGCGUGUCAGUAACACUGACGUGUCAACAGACUGGAGGCAAACCUCUGGCCACACUUACCUGGUCUGGUGUGUGUAGUGGGACGACCCCAACAGAGAGUAGUGACACAACAACGAUCACUUCCCGUGUCCUGGUGUCUGUGAACAGGACGUAUAAUGGACUGACGUGUACCUGUGUGUCCAGACAUCCGGCCAACAGUUACCUAAGGUCACUCAAUGAGACGUUCGUGGUAUUGUUUGGUCCAGAUGAGGUACACUUUUCUGGGAUUAGUGGACAACUUACAGAAACUACUUCCAUGAAUUUGGUGUGUUUGUCAAACGAGUCUAAUCCUGUCCCAACCUACACCUGGAUGAAUGGAUCUAGGGAUCUCCCCGUGACGUCAUCAGUAUUGGAGUUCGAUGGUGUAUACAACGGAAAGAGGACGUCCCAGACAUGGUCCACACAUCUGUCCCGAUACGAUGACGGUGUUGUCAUUACCUGUGUCGUAACGUCACCAGACAGAAGUCGUCAUGUCAGUGCCACAACUACCCUUACUGUGUUGUACCAACCUUACAUCACCGUGGCAAGUUCCCCCUCAUCACCUGUCAUAGAGGGUCGACAACUCACAAUUACAUGUGACGUAGACAGUUACCCCGACAGCAGUGAGUUCUGGUCCAGCCCCAGAAGUCAGCCGUCACCAGGGACAACACAGACCAACGGUGUCCUUGUGAUACCAUCUGUCAGUAGACACGACGAUGGCACAUACCGCUGUACAGCUACGAACUCACAGAAAACCAACAUGUUAGAUAUUGACAUCACUGUUCACUAUCCUCCUGACCAGAUGACCAUCACAUACAAUAACAUUACCUAUGAUGACGACUCUGCCACUAGACAUUUGAGAUGUUCACCUGAUGGGAAUCCUCGAUCUUUCACAUUUUUGAAAUGGCAGCAUAUAUCUGUGUAUGGUCAGUUGAUUCGUGAACUUGAUGGAGUGACCAUUGGUCGUGAGUCUGUGCUGACAAUUCCUGACCCUGGUCUAGACACCAGAUACCAGGAUACUGGUUACUAUGUAUGUAGUGUGGAAAACGGAGUACUUGGCAUGAACGGCCAGUUGGUGUUUAGUCGGACAGAGUUCUUCAAUGUAAAAGCUCCACCAGUGUAUGGUAUCAAAACUUCAGUGUUUCCAGGACAAAAGGAAACGUCUAUAAACAUACUGAUCCCCUUCUACAGUACUAGUGGUCUCAGUAAGGUGGAACUUUCCAGGAAUCGGUCAGUAGUCAGUAACCGGUUUGUGCUGAACACCGUCCCAACCAAUGUCUCUCUGACAGUCCAUGGUACAAACAUAACAGUUGGUGGAUUCACUACAGAGAUCAGCGUCCAGACUCUACAACAGGAAGACUUUGGUAACUACACACUCCAAGUGACCAACGAAGUGGGAGUUCAACAGUUUGAAUUUUACCUUAAAGCAGCAGGCCCACCUGAUGCACCUACAGAUCUGCAAGUAACAGAACGAGCUGUAAAUAGUAUCAGGAUGGAGUGGACUGCCGGAUUUGAUGGUGGUUUUCCACAGCAGUUCAUUGUAGAAUAUGCUACAGGAGUUUCAGACUGGAUAAAGUUGGCCCCCAUACCGCACAGUAAAACCAUGGAAUCUGCCAAGAUAGAAAACCUGAACGAAAACAAGUUUUACAGAAUCCGUUUGUCUGCCGUCAACAGCUUUGGUUCGAGUAGUGUCAUAUUUACAAACACGUCUACUAUUUCGAUAACCAUUGAACAAGCUGCAGAUAUUGGUGCAAUUUUAGGAGGAACUUUUGGAGGAUUUUCUGCCAUUGUUAUCAUGACAGUUGUCUUUGUAGCGGUACGCAGACGAAUGGUGGUCAGCAAAAAAGCAAGUGUUGUUGAAAUGCAGACGAGAAGAGAUGAAAAUCAAUAUGAUCAAAUAAACCGAAAUGAACGAGAACCACCCUCAACGUAUGAACAGAUCAACAACGCUUUGACGGCUGAGCACUACGAAGAUACAUCACCCGUUGAUAGUGCGGAACAGCAACGUGUAUACGAGGUGCUACGAGAACGAUCUGACCAAAACGUUUAUGAUGACCUCAGUAAAGCGCAGACAGGUACAUCCAUUCAAAGUAAUCCAGCAAAAGACUCAAGUUACGAAAAUAUCCAUCCUCAGCACAAACCGAAAUACUACGAGAACAUCGACGUAACACUGACAGGGACAAAAGAUGUGCAUCUAUACACGAAUACGUUCAUAGGAAAAACUGUUUCAGGAACGUCGUGAUUGAGAACGUUUCAGCGAUACAAUCUUUACACGCGCAAUAUUAGUAUAAAUCACUGUAAUCAAAUUACAUAAGAGCAGCUUGUCACUGAUACCAUGCAGUUCAGUCAGAAUUUUAGCUCUGUUUUGUGACUUCCUGAUUUUCCUCAUUCCGACAUUCAUGAACCAUAUUUACGCCGUUUUGCAAUAACGUUUGAUCGAAUCAGGAUAGGUAUGCCUAUCAAUAACAGUUUUUCUAAUUGUUUAACUUAAAAUUAAACUCCAGUGAAUUUUCACCACAAAGUUGAAUUACAAAACCAGCCUGCAAAAUAGAUUUGUCUACGCAUCUUUUUUCAUUCAUUUUAGUGACAUUAAUUUAAGGAUGGUAUUUCAGAAAAUAUCUUCAAAGUAAAAAUAUAUCAUAAAAAGAAUCAGUCUCAUUUUAUGUGUGUGUAUAGGCCCCUCUGCAGAGACUGCCAUUUUACUUUUUAUGGUGUAUUAUUGUCUUAAUUGCUAUACUAUUUUAACUUAUUAUUUUAACUUAUCAUUCAUAUUUCAUAUUUUCAUUCAUUACACUAGCCUUGCUUUUUAUCAAGGUAUCCCGAAUUCGAUAUUUGACUUCUGUUUACUACCUCGACGAGUGGGAGUAAUCUCGUCCGCAAUUUCGACCUACAGAGAUAUCCCGUUUCUCUCUCAGAUGUUUUUACGUCGUUCUUGCAAGAAGAGCAAACACUUACGGUUACAUAUUUAUUCAUUACUUUUAUUGAUAUUUGUUGUCUAUUAGUUCAACCGAAUACUCGUUUUCAAGAUGAAUUCGUUACUGUAAUUAGUUUGUGGCUACAAGCUUGCUGAAGAGAUAUUUAUUAACAUCAGCCUAUAACAUAAGUGAUAAAUAAUGAUUUUCUGUUAAGUAUUUUAAAGUGCAAUAUGUAAUAGCUCAUGUUUCUGUCUUGAGGAUUGCCCAAGAAAUUUCUUAACUUCUCACCAAACAAGAUCCAAUCGUAUUUUGAAAGUUAACCUGUUAAUUUAAUUACGCGAGUUUGAGAUAUUGUGUGUGAGUAAAUGUGAAAAAUGGUAUUGUUGUGUUGUUGGUUUGGAUCUUACAUGUGUGUUUGUAAAAUGGAGAAUGUUCUUUUUUUGUUCCAGCAAGUCAAAUAUCGCGAUACAUGUAAUGUAAGUAUUAGAGAAUUGGUUAUAGAAAUGGACGUGUCGUGUAUUUGAUAACUUGUCUCAGUAUAGAUUAAGUGUUUACAACAUAAGGAUACGAACAUACCCUGCCUAUAUAUCAAUUUUUCUGGAUACCCGUAUUUUAUUACUUUGUUUCUAGCUAUGUGUUUGAUACGGCAUACAUUGUACAAAAAUAUUAUAUCAUUACGAUUUGCAUUUUUGUUUUCAUUAUUCAUAGAAGUAAUACAAAUUACUUUUAUGCAAUUGUACACAUGUCGGGAAAGGCCUAGGCAGCGGCCUGCUUUUAUUGUAUGUUUGUACAAGAACAAUUCAAAAGAGAAAGUAUUGAUGUCAUGCCUAUUGUACUGUAUAACUUUAACACGUUUAAUAAACAGUACGCAGCAUUAAGGCGUGUAUUAA